AUGGAGAACCGUGCCAGCAUUACACUUGUCGAUAAUACCGAUCCUGGCCAGCAGCCGACGGGCGACGAGCUGGCUCUCUCCGCUUCUGCGGUUGAACGUUCCAGCUUCACCAAACGAUUGGGAAGGGCUUCGUACCAACAGAGAAAAUACGCUAAGUGGCAACCGGGCAAGCUUGGAGGUACAAAGCAGACAGGUGCUGCUGGGGAUUCAUCGCAACGGCAAAACUCCCUCGCUACAGAGGCAGAAACCGCGCACACCAGAGAUGGGAACAAUCAAGCAGUCGAGGCGACCGAUUUCGCUUCGCUACAGGACCAGGAACAGAGGCGCGCCCGGGAUGCACAGAUGCACGAGGGCGAGUCGAAGCCGCCGCUCAGCGAACUCGAUGUGCUGUACGAGAACCAGCGGGGCUGGUUCUUUUUCGGUAUUCCACUCUAUUCGCACAGCUCGCUACUCAACUUCGACCCAAGCGCCUGGGUCACACGCGACCUGAAGGACAGCGCGGUCAAUAUCAUGAACGCGCAGCUGCCGGACCCAAGCUGGGAGUGGGUCUGGAAGACAUGGUAUGUGGACAUGUCUGGCGACAUCGACGAGCAAGGCUGGCAGUAUGCAUUCUCCUUUGCCUCCUCGUCCUGGCAUGGCACGCAUCCGUGGUUUCACUCGUUUGUUCGACGCCGGCGCUGGGUGCGACUGCGUGCCAAACGGACAUCCAAGACGAACGGUAGAGAACGAUCUGAGUUCGAGAUGGCCCAUCGCUUGAACGAGGACUACUUCACCAUCCAUUCCAAGGCGAAGACCCGCGAUUCCAGCGUAGGGCCCGUCUCGCGAGUGACAUCCGCGCUGCGGGACACAAAUAUCGAAGACGAAGUCGUCCUGGAGGAUGUCACCAAUAUACCAUCCCUCAUGCAUGCCCUCAAAGCUGCGGCUGUGGAUCGGGAAAAGCUCGAGGUGCUCAGGCGAUUUAUUGAAGAGGGCGACGAAGAAUUACACUACCUAGCAGAAACGAUACCGGAUAUCAUGAUGCUUUUUGUAUUCCAAACGUCUAGAUACCAAUUCUCCACAUAUAUGGCCAGUGUCAGAGACCAACUGUCCGAAAAGGCAACCGACACCCAAGGCAUCGAGGCGGAAAAACUCAGUCGCAAACAGGAAAACCUCGCUCGCGCCGUUGAGACCGCCAAACACCACGUCACCGGCCCAGAUAUCUUCAGCGACGCCAAGGGCGAGUCUGGAACCAGCAUGUUGGAUCUGAUUUCUGUCCAGAACUCCGCCCGCAGUCGCCGUGAAUCACGUCUGCACCACCACAACCCCAUCAAGGUGAGCUCUGCCCUUAUGUUCUCGCGCGGCCGUCCGUGUCUGAGACACCACGGCUUAUCGGCUGUGUUGGACAACGCUACGGUCGGAUCGGAGGAACCGCUGCUUUUUCUGUACCCCCGGUGGUUUACUACAGGGUCACGAUACGGAUACGCAAGACCGAUCACGUCGAUAGCGCCGCCGCCGCCCUCGUCGUCGUCGGAUACAAGGAAGUGUCAAGGAUCGGAAUCUGUCGAGGGGAAUAAUAGUAAGGAAGGUGUGCUGAGUUUGAACCACGAGUCCCGGGCUAGAUCGGCGAGGGACUCGCCGAAUUCAACACGGGUACAAACACCUGCUACGAAGGGCGUACGCCGAACCCAUGAUAUUCAAACCGAGAAGAGCGAUGCGAGCACCACACAUAUUCGUCCUUUCAUAGAGACCGAACCGCCCGGGCCGGAGGACAAGACAGCAGGAAGCCCGGGCAGUCGGCGACGGUCGCUAGUUGGGAUCAAACGGAUGUCUAUCACGGAGCGUCGCAGGUUGAGAUAUCAUAUCUAUGUGAGUCAAUGUGAAAGAGAGCGUGGGUUGAAGCAGAAGCUGGUCCCCUGGGCGGAGGCCAUGGACCUGCUGGAAAAGAUGCAGCAGCGGGACCAUGCGUGGACCAAGAAGGGAAGCAAGUUCUCCAAGGAAAUCCGGAUCCCCGAGGAGACCGUGGCUCUCCUGGGCGGCCUGACCGCCAUAGAGGAGAAUGUGUGGUACGUUCCCGUUCACAAUGGCUGUCGGGUCCACGUCCUGUCUCCGCAGGAGAGCGACGACAUGAAUCGAAGAGUGAUCCUGUCUGGCUCGGAACGAGUCGUCGAGCUGGUGGAAAGCCGGAUCCUCCAGGCGCAGAAGUCGCAGGAGAUGGGGGACCCUCUGGUUGAGUUCAGGAAGCCUCCGGUGCCGGUUGUUCCAUCUUCAGAGGCUCUUGCCCGCAAUAAUGUGCCUAUGCCACUGAUACGAAGUGUUUGGACACAUGAUCACUAUUCUCACAAGACGACGAUGCACGAACUGCCUCCGGAUCUGACCAUGCGUUCGGUGAAAGACCUGGCCGAAUUCGUGGAUGACCUAACCCGCGCUCAGAUUCCGUCCGGUUUUAUCAAGGCCCAGGGCGUGGAAUCGGCGCAGGAUUUCAUCGUCCGCACCAUCAAGAUCGUGCUUUUGCUCGAUGCCAACCAGAAACUCAUCUCCACUGGCGCUUUGAACAGAGCUCUAUCCUAUCUGUGCGACAAUGAGUUCCUCUCCACCGCCCGCAGAAUCUUCUCCCGGGCCGAGCAUGUUGCGACGACGGAUACGUUCAACAUUCUUUUGGAAUCGGCUUCGAAACGACAGGACCUUCAGGUCUUCUUUCGGUUUUUGACCGCCAUGUCUAGGUUGAACAUCAAGCCCAAUGGGAGAACUUGGAUGGCCUUUGUCAAUAUGACUGUGUCGUCCAAGGUGCGGCAGUCUCUCCUGAUGUAUGUCACGUCAAAGGGCUACCUCGCUGGGGUCCACGAUCUUCGCUCGGCGCACCAUUCCGCGAUCCAGCAAGAAUUCCUGGCUCAUCUGGAAGACGGCGGGAGUGUGGAUGCGUUCGUCGAUGCCAUGGCUCAAUCUCAAUAUCUGAACUGGUUCAACGGGACGUUGGUCAAUCAGAUGUUUGGCGUUGCUGCCCGGCUGAAAGACUUUUCUGUGCUGCAGCGGCUGCGUGAGAUUUGCGAUGAGCGUCGCGUACCGGUGGAUAGCAGUACCUUGAACCACAUCAUCCCCGCGUUCCGAGCAAAUAUCCAUUCUGCUCUUCGCUAUGUCUUCUGGGUGAUGGACCGAGGGUCCUCGCAGCUCCAUCGUGAGACAUACGAGCGACUCUUUCUGAUCGCUUUCAAGAACCGUUGCGUCAAUAUCUGUCGGGUCCUCUGGCGGUAUGCCUGUUUACAUCAGGCUGUGACGUACAAGAUGAAGCAGUGUGUGCUCGUCUCGCUGUCCAGCAACAAGCCGCAAGCCGCCAAGGAUAUCGUGGACAAACUCUGGAAGACUGGUGCGGGUAAGACCAUCGUCGGCCUGGAUCUCCACCGACCGACGCUGCAGCUUCCCCCCUCUAUCAUGAAGGAUGUCCCGUCUGAAUUCUCCGACAACCCCGUUGCCUACCUCGCCAGCGGAUUCCGAGAGCAGGGCGCAGCCCGCGACGCCCAGCUGCGUGUCGCCAAGGCGCUGGUCCACCGUGACAUCCAGGUCGGGUCUUCCUACCGUCCCGAGAAACCGUUACGGCACGUCUUGGAGGAGGCGUCCACCAUGGACCUGAAAUGGCAGAACACCCCUCGGCCUAUUCAGUGGAUGCUCCAGAAUGCGAUCCCGGUGCCUGUGAAGCUGUAG
Penicilliopsis zonata CBS 506.65 is the source of this 3675-nucleotide messenger RNA. RefSeq lists its product as hypothetical. Bases 1 to 3675 code for a protein of 1224 amino acids. Lineage: Eukaryota; Fungi; Ascomycota; Eurotiomycetes; Eurotiales; Aspergillaceae. Gene Ontology annotation, molecular function: protein binding. The record is from RefSeq and is a predicted model, not a curated record. The transcript is spliced from 5 exons. Gene Ontology annotation, cellular component: membrane.